This is a messenger RNA of Saccostrea cuccullata (small rock oyster), 3797 nucleotides long. Its product is annotated as proprotein convertase subtilisin/kexin type 5-like. NCBI's taxonomy places the organism in Eukaryota, Metazoa, Mollusca, Bivalvia, Ostreida, Ostreidae. The coding region runs from base 14 to 3478 and encodes 1154 amino acids. The record is from RefSeq and is a predicted model, not a curated record. The transcript has 3 exons.
UAUAUUUUUAGACAUGUCUGUAUGUAAAAUGGAUGCUUUGCUUCUAUACUCUCUUCCGUUUUUCUACUUGGUAAAGAUAUCGACUGAAUUUUGCCUACCAUCAGAGGUAAAUGUAGAAAACAAAAGUGGAUGUUUGAAAUCCUGUCCACAGAAACUGUCCAUGUUUAGACAAACAUGCUACAACAAAUGUCCUAUCAAUACACAAGAAAUCCAAACAGAGCUUGGAAUAUUUUGUACCAUAGAGCAUGAUUUUGAAUGCCAACGCGCAUCUUGUCCGGAAAACUUUCCCAUGUGUUACAGAAUGAACUGUUUAAAGACUUGUCCCGAGUAUACUGUUAAGUUUAAUAACAACUGUAUUUUGAAAUGUCCCAGCAAUCAGUCUUUCGUGGUUUCAGCAGAUUGUGAAGGAGCUUGCAUGACCGGAAACAAAACAUGUUUAAGUUCCUGCCCAGUGUCCCAUCCAUUUAUAUUUCAAGCAUCAAGGUCCAAACAUUGCUUGCAACAGUGCCCUCCGUAUACUUUUGAAGAUGCAGUUAAUAAAGUUUGUCAUCUGAGUUGUCCGAGUAAGUCUCCACUUUUAUACAAUAGAACAUGUUAUGAGACAUGCCCUCCCUCCAAUCCAUUCAUACUAACCUUGACCACAGAAUAUAAUUCUAUCUCUCAAUGCUCAGACUCUUGUUCAGAAAAUGAUGUAUUGGAUGGACAAUAUUGCGUCAGUGCUUGCCCUAAAGGAAAACAUCUAUUAAACAAUACUUGUGUAGAAAACUGUCCUUUUUCGCAUCCUUUGAUGUAUCCAAACAUAGAAAGAAUUUUUAUAAAUUCUAUAAAAAACUUUGGUAAGGCAGAUUUUAUGUGUGUUGAUACCUGCAAUUUGGAAACUAAUUCUAUCAUCAAGUACAACUUGGAAUUCGAAAAGAAGUGUUUAAAAACGUGUCCUCAAAAUUCACAUUUUGCUUUUAAUGGCUCCUGUCUUUCGCUUUGUCCAGCGUCUCACAGGUUUAAUAUUGAUUACAGCAAUUACUAUCUGUGUGUGGAAUCGUGUCCUCAGAACAAGUUCAUUUCUAAUGAGACGAAUUGUCGUCACUCCUGUCCAAAAGAAGAACAUUUUAUGCAUAAUAAAACUUGUUACAAGCAAUGCCCAUUGGAUGCAAAGUAUCGAAAGUUAAACGUUUACCUAUCUCACUAUGAAUGUUUUGAAGAUUGUCCCGAAAACUCUCCACUGAUUUUCAAUCAAACUAUAUGUAUGGAAAAUUGUCCACAUGAGGCAAAAUACAAAAGUAAUGGAACAUGUGUUGCACAAUGUCAAGACGAGCUAAAAUAUGCAAUUAAGAUACGUACAGAACUUACAUUUUAUUACCAGAAGACAGACUAUUCUUGUGUUCAAAGCUGUCCAAAACAAUAUUUCAUUUCUGGAAACAAUUGUGUUAGAGAAUGUCCUCAAGACCAAAACCAUAUUUUUAAUCGCACUUGCCUCAAAACCUGUCCAGAAGCAUUCGGCUUUAGAGAACUCGAAAGAAGUCAUUACAAAUGCAUUGCAAAGUGUCCUUCGGAAACAUUCGUUUAUAACAAGUCGGAUUGUGUGCCUUCUUGUCCAACUGAAGCUCGUUAUCAAAAUAACAAAACAUGCGUUGCAAAUUGUACGGAUGAACGGAAGUACAAAUUCACCAAUUUUACCACUAUAAGUUUGAACUGGAGAGACACAAAGAAAAUAUACCAUCAUUUUUGUCUACCAGAUUGUCCAUCAGAUAGUCUCUAUUACCUUGAUAACUGUGUCAAAGAAUGUCCAAAGGAAGCGAAUUAUCUUUAUAACAAAACAUGCACCACAUCAUGUCCAGAAAAUAGAAAUUAUGCUUUUUUAACAGGAAAUUAUUACACCUGCUAUGAUGACUGUCCUGCUAACACGUACAUAUACAAUGAGUCUCUCUGCGUCUCCGUGUGUCCAGAUGAUAAGAAUUUCGAAUUUAACAGUACAUGUUAUGACAAAUGCCCAGAUUCAAGUGAUUUCAAACUUCACGAGGGUUUAUAUUUUAAAUGUAUGAAUUCAUGCACCUCUUUGUUAACGCUUAACAAAACAUGUUAUAAAAUCUGUCCCAGUGGGGCCAAAUUUCAGGAUGAUGGAUACUGUGUUCAGGAAUGUAAAGCCGAAGAAAGAAAGUACAGAUUUAAAAACGUAACCACAGUUUCAAACAACCAGAAAAUAGAUAAACAUUAUUGCUUACGUAAAUGCCCUGUGAACACAUUUGAUUUAAAUUUUACAUGUGUUUCCCACUGUUCUCCGGAUACGCUUGAACUUGGCAAUAAGUGCGUCCAGUCUUGUCCAAACGAUAGACCACUUAAUUAUACAUCAAGCAAGGGGAAACAUUCCUGUGUGUAUUCCUGUCCGUAUCAAACAUUUAAAUUCAAACAGAACUGCUUCGAUCAAUGUCCAUCCGGUUUUCGGAACCAUCUUGGUACGUGCAGACUGGAGUGUCCACAAUCACAUCCAUACACAGACAUAAUUACCCAAAAGUGCUUAAGCACGUGUGAAAACAAUUUUGUAAUUGUUGAUAACAAGGUCUGUGAUAAAAAGUGCCCUCAUGAUAAACAAUACAUUGAGAAAAAGGCGUGUGUGAAAUCUUGCAGAAAUCCAAAUUCAUUACUCCAAAAUGCCAAACAAGGGAUAUUUUGUCAUGACCAAUGUCCUCAUCAUUUGCUUCUUAUGGAAAACAAAGGGACCUGUGUUGAGAAAUGUCCUGAUAAUAAGCUUAUAGUUGGUAGUGUUUGCCGAUCUAUAUAUAAAUGUCCAAACCAUGCAUAUCUCGAACACACUGAUUAUGGCAAAAGAUGUACAAAUAGAUGUUCACCUACGUUUUUCCUAGAUGGCAGUCAUUGUGUCCAGGAAUGUCCACCAGAAAAGGUGAUUGUGAACGCGAUGUGUGCUGAUGAAUGUCCACCGAGUCAUCCGAUAACUUACAAGAAUUUCGGAUCUUCCAAGCCACGUGUUACGUGCUACUCAGUAUGUCCUGACAACUAUGUGUCAAAUGGCACAACCUGUAUUGAGGAAUCUGAUUGUCACAACGCGAAACAUUUCUCAUAUGAUCAUGUCUGUUACGAUGCUUGCCCAAGGGGUACAGGACUUUCUGGAGAUUACACAUGUGUCUCCUUAUUGCAAAAUAUAUUUAUUACAAUCGGUCUCAUUAUACUCACAUUGAUUUUGAUGGCAGUGUUUUAUUGUCUGACGUGUUUUACUGGAUGCAGACCGAAAGAAUUGAAAGAAACAAGGAUACAGAAAAUAAAAACACACUUUCAGUUGGUGACACGUAACAAAAACAAGGAGAAGAAUACAAAAUACAUCAUAAAUUUUAAAAAGGGAAAGCAAGAAACGGCCGAAAUUCUGGAGGUGAACGACGCAAACCAAACGGAUGGAGAAAAUCUCGAAGAAGUGGUGGAACUAAAUGAUGGGUUCAAACCAAUUACUUUUCGCAGGCGUAAUGUUUAAGUAAGAAUGAAUGGUAGAUUGAACAAUUUUCGUUUAAGAUAUUCAUUUCAUCUUUUAUGAAGGAUAUGGAGAUAACGAGUAAUAUUCAAUAUCGUAGUACAUAGAACAAUACAAAAUAGGAACAAAGCAAACACCGACCUCUAAAACAUCAGUGGUGGGAUCAGGUUCCAUGGAGGAGUGAGCAUCCCCUGCUGACCGGUCAGACCCACCGUGUGCUCCUUGUCAUGAUCGGAAAAAUUAAAAUAAAAAAAACACGGAAAAUUUUACUGAACAAUUUUUACAAAACCGGUUGUCUCUUUCGAGUAUUUUUGUAAUAAGU